Ruditapes philippinarum (Manila clam) is the source of this 2236-nucleotide messenger RNA. Its product is annotated as rho GTPase-activating protein 12-like. Lineage: Eukaryota; Metazoa; Mollusca; Bivalvia; Venerida; Veneridae. Gene Ontology annotation, biological process: regulation of GTPase activity; signal transduction. The record is from RefSeq and is a predicted model, not a curated record. Gene Ontology annotation, molecular function: protein binding. Gene Ontology annotation, cellular component: cytoplasm.
AUGGCUGCACUAGAUGAACCUGCUACCAACUUCACUGCUGAUAAUUUCCGUAGAGUGAAAGUCCUAUAUGAUUAUGACUAUCAUGACGAUCAUUCUGAUGUAUGGAUGAAAACUGAUGAGAUUUUUUAUCUGUUGAAUUCUGAUGGCAACGAAUGGUGGCAGGUCUGUAGACCGGACUCCCCGGAAAGCCCCUUUUAUGUUCCGUCCACUUAUGUCGAGAUACUAUCAAAUGUAAGUGGCUCCUCGACUUCACAACAACUAGGACAUGUAGGCAAUAACAUUCACAUAAAAACACAUAGUCUCUUAAAUGAAACUGUUAAAAACAACAUGAUGUCAACAUUCAAAGGUUCGGUUGACUCAGAUGAUAAUGAGUCGGAUUAUGUAAAUGUUAAUGCUCCUGAAAAUACAGAAGCAGAAAAUUCUGAUUCACAGUCACAGGAUAUAAAAGUGCAAUAUGUUUCGAGUAAUGUAAAUAGGCCAACACAAUUAAGUGUAGAUGAUAAUAAUGAUGAUUAUGUUAAUCUUGAACAGUUUAGAGAAGCUGCUGGUAUACCGUCAAUAAAUUCUUCAGAAUCACAUACUCCUCCGAGUCCAAAGAUUUCAUGGAUAAAGGUUUUAUUUCAAAGAAAGACUCCUGAAGUUGAGAGUGACUAUGCAAAUCUACAAAGCUUGGAAAUAUCAGAACCCAACACCCCGGAUAUUGAGCAUAGUGAGUUCCAGAAGACACUCUUAGACACCUGGGAUGUGUACCGGGAUCCAGCCAGUAAUCGGCUAUUUUAUGUGAAUAAAUACAGUCAAGAAAAGCAGUGGAAACCUCCACGAGGACAGUACCAUGAAGAACUUCAUAAAAAGAGAAGUAGAUCAUCUGGCGAGUAUGAAGAAGUGAUUUUAACUUCGUAUGCUAAUAACCGAGGUAACCGGAAAAGUCGCUCUCUUGACUACGGCAAACCUCAUAUUGUUAUACAAUCGGAAGUUCCCGAUGGUUGGACAUACAAUGUGAAAGACACAGGGGAAGAUGUGUUUAUAAAUAAUGAUACUAAACAAGAGUGGUAUCGAGCCCACGAUACAUAUGGGCGGAGCUAUUAUUACAGACAGUCUCGAGAUAUUGUUCAUAGCCAAUGGCAACUGCCGAGGAGUGGUAACAACAGUCCAACGAAGUCACCCCCUGCCGACAGUGAAAAUAAAUCCGAGUUUCCUGUUGCACCAAGUGGCCUGGUGCAGGGUCCACGGCCUGGGGACAGGUCUCAGGUAUCUGACAGAUUUGCAAAAUCUCGCUCUGUCAUGAUAGAAAAUUUGCAUUUCAAUGCUCCGCCCGUCAACACAGGACCGCCUCCUCCAAAAUCGGCAACUUUGCCACCAAAUUUCACGGCACCUAUACCUGAAGAUCUUUCUGUAGAAGGCGUGGUUACAGGCCACUCCCACUUCCAUACAGGCCACUCCCAACUCCAUCAUGACAAUCAUCACCCGCAGGCCGUAUUUCAAACUGUUAAUAUUAACGAACCUAUAGAAGGCUUCUUGAAUAAAUGUAAAUUUAUAAAUGGCAAGAAACCAUCAAAAAAGUGGGCCAUGACAUAUGUGAAGCUCGGAGGCUCUAACCUAGUAUUCUACAAAGACCAGAAAUCCUCUCAACCUAAAGCAGGAGCACCUCAUGGGAAAUAUGACCAGCUUGUUACCUUGGCAACGUGUACAGUUGAUAAAGAUACAGAAAAAUACACCAGCAAGAAAAAUACCAUUGGGAUAACUUGUCCUGAUUGUCAGAUAUUAUUGCAAGCUGAUGAUGAAUUAAAAAUGCAGGAAUGGUUUAUGAAAAUACAUACACGGAUAAAAGAACUGGGUGGUUCUCCUGACACUCCAGGCUCCAGUCAACCUAGUAUGUCAACACUCACACCAGAACCUGAAAAAGUUUCCAGGAAACCUUCAUUUAAAGAUAAAGGUCACAGUAGAAAACCGUCUGACUCUGGAACAUUAGAAAGAAAAGGGAAAAUUAAGAAUGUGUUGGAAAGGUUUAUGAGCAACAGAAGUGAGAAGGAGAAACUUAUCAAAAAGGGUAUAUAUAAAGAUGCUGUGUUUGGUUCAGAUAUCAAGCAGUUAUGUGCCAAAGAAAAAAUGAAAGUGCCAAUGUUUGUUAUAAAGUCAAUAGAAGCUAUUGAAAGAAGAGGUUUAGAACAUGAAGGUAUAUAUAGAAUAGGUGGAAAUAUAUCUCAGAUACAGAAAUUACGAUGUAUGGUAGAUCAAG